Messenger RNA from Amorphotheca resinae ATCC 22711, 556 nucleotides. RefSeq lists its product as hypothetical. The transcript has a single exon. The record is from RefSeq and is a predicted model, not a curated record. The coding region runs from base 167 to 517 and encodes 116 amino acids. Lineage: Eukaryota; Fungi; Ascomycota; Leotiomycetes; Helotiales; Amorphothecaceae.
CGCAGAGUUUCGGCCGAGGGCACCUUUAGAUCUUAGCCCGCCCUUUUAGGUCCCCCAGAUUACCUUAGCCUCGUCUACUCCGGGCCUAUUAGCCGUCAAUGAAGAAUACUUGCCGGCGUUUAGUACUUCGGUUCGUCACUAUUAUUAUCCCUCGAUCACCUGAAUCAUGUGGCAAUGUUCGUUUUGCCCACGGAUGACUCGACAGACAUCGAAACGUCCCGGGUCACGCAUGCAGCCUUCCGCAUGCGUCGUCCAACGUCCUCCCACAUGUAUGUGCUGUACAGGUCCCUCUUACAACGCUGCAUUCAAUUGGGCUGUUGAUCUCGUGCACUGUGAACUGUCUGAUCCCCUUGCUGUUGACGUGGUACUAAUUGCCGUCGUUGUGGAUGCUGUGGAUGAAUGCUAUGGUGGAUGCUAUGGAUGGAUGCUAUGGAUGUUAAACGCAAUCUUGCUGCUCUAUUACAUACGACAGUCUUGGAGACGCUUCCUCCCCCUAACCCCCAAACUCCUUGCGUGAGAACCAAUGAAUGAGAAUACGUCAAUGCUCGCCCCGAUC